This is a messenger RNA of Adineta steineri, 945 nucleotides long. The record is from the annotation of a GenBank genome assembly. NCBI's taxonomy places the organism in Eukaryota, Metazoa, Rotifera, Eurotatoria, Adinetida, Adinetidae.
AUGUCAGAUAAUAAUCUAAUUCAAACUAGUGAAUUUAUGGCUUAUAAUAAUGAUGCAAUUGAAUAUUAUACUUUAUCAACAUGUUACAUUGAAGAAACAUGUAAAAUAAAAUUAAAUGAAACUAAACAACGAUUUUAUGAUAUCAAACGAGAUCCAUAUAUUGAAAUAAUAGAUUUUGAAGCAAUUAUUGAAAAACGACCAACAGAAAUUGAUGAAACAUCAUCACGUGUUCUUAAAUAUAAAUCACCAUCUUUUAUGGCAUCAGUUACGUUUCGUUUUCCACCAAUUCAUUCUAAUGAAUGUUGGAAAGUAGGCUUUAUUCAAGCAUGUGAUUGUAUGAUUUUUCAAAAUCAAUAUGGUGAUUUUGGCUUUUCAUCUUGGGAAUUUCCACAAUUAAUUGUUCGUGAUGUAUCAAUGAUUAAUGAUAGUUGUGGACGAAAUUAUCCAUGGUAUGGAUCAAAAAAUCAAGUUGUUACAAUUCAAGGGCCAAUAAAUCAACAAACUGAACAUACAAUAAAUAUGCGUGAUUUAUUUGUACCAUGGAUUCCAUGGGAUAUUCCAACAUGUGAAGGUGAACAAUCAUGUUUAACACAUAUUUAUCGACACCAACGAUUUUAUGUAUGGUUAUGUGCGAUGAAUUGUACAAAAAAUGAAUUAUUAAUAAUUCAUACAAUACGUUGGAUGCAAACAAUUGAAAUUGAUGUUAAACCAGAUCUCUAUCGUGGAAUACGAGCAACAUUAAUUAGUAAUCCUGAACCUGAACAACCGAUUUUUCUUAAAAGAAAUAUUUUUAUUCCAUCUUGUGCUCUACAAGAACCAUCCGCAAAUAAUGCUCAACUGCUUAUUUGGAAACCUACACAAGGUGAACCACUUGUUGUAGUGAAUCCGAAAUAUCGUGAUAGGAGUACAAUAAAAUAUUUUUCACGAUAUUUACUGAAAAAAUGA